UUGUUAAUUAAUUUUGCCUUCUGUUUUGAUUUUUGCAUUGUUUUGUUAAUUAAUUUUGGCCUUUGUGUUGAUAUUUGCGUUUUGUUUUGUUUUUUUACUCAGUUUUGCGUUCUGCUUGCGGUUUGCGUUUUGUUUUGUUGAUUAAUUUUGUCCUUUGUUUUGAUGUUUGCAUUUUGUGUUGUUUUGAAGGAAUUAUGGAUGAAAGCGACAGAAAUAAUUCAGCCAAUGGUCAGUUUGUGGGAGUGCGCAUGCCUCACAGGAGAGAUCGACCACGUGUUGUAGAAAACGGAGUCAACAACGAUGAUGCGGGGAAAUACAAUCCGUCGGAAUGGGUUCAGAAUCUUAUCAAUAACGUCAAAUCUGAAGGUCACAAGGCUCAUGGCGUGUUUAGCGAGAUGGACGUUCUUAAGGAGUACAACGGCUUCAUUGAAUGGCGGGAAGCAGCGAGAUGGGUGAAAUACGAAGAAGUAGUGGAAGAAGGCGGGAAAAGAUGGUCCAAGCCGCACGUGGCUUCUUUGUCAAUGCAGACGAUUUUUAACCUGAGGAAGGCCCUGAAGGAUUCUCCCGUCAUCAUGGACUACGACUGUCAUACGUUAUCUCAAGUCAUCGACAAAUUCACGGAUGAAUGGGUGGAUACCAACCAGUUAGAUCCGAGAUACAGACCCCACAUCCGGGACGUUGCCCUUAAAGGUCAUAAGCACCGCCAUGUGAAGAGAGCGCGAAAUCUGAGACGAGGAUCCACAGCAACACGCCCCCUAGCGGACAUAGCGGAUGAAUCAAGUAUGGACAACAGUUCGGCACAGCUUCCCACGUCAGCGAGUUUUGCCAGCAUCAACAGUGAUGGUUUAGGCAGUAGCAACAGCAAUAAUGAACUUCACGAUCACGAUAUGGGUAUGGGGAUGGUUGAGAGCCCCUCCCAGGCAUCCCUUUCCCACAACUGGAAGCCCAAUACCAGCUUCUUAAGAAAAAUCCCUAAAGAUUCCCAUGUUGCGAACAUCAUGGUGGGGGAGGUGGAAGAUCUUCCCAACCGUGUGAUGGGGUUCAUGCGUCUAAAGGAACCCCGGCUGUUGCAAAAUGACCUAAGCGAGGUCAAUAUUCCCACUCGCUUCGUGUUCUUCUGCCUGGGCAAACGUGGCGAGGAGGAGGAAUUGGUGGAGUUUGGACGGUGCAUGGGGACAAUGAUGGUGGAUGAGAUUUUCCGUGAGGUGGCAUACAAAGCGCGUGACCGUGACGAUCUCUUGGCGGGAUUGGAUGAGUUUAUGGAGCAGGUGAUUGUGCUGCCACCGGGUGAAUGGGACCCAAAGAUCCGCCUGGAACCACCAGGAAAAGUUCAGUCCCAGGAACACAGGCGUCAGUCCGUCGUGCCCGGAAGUCCUGGUUCUCCGAGUCUGCCGGUGAAGAAGGCGGAAGAAGCUGAGGAGGAGUCUCAUAUCGAUCCGUCAUUGGUCAGGUCAAAAAUACCGUUUAAAGGCCUCGUUGACGACAUCAAAAGAAAGGUUCCCUUCUAUCUAUCAGACUACAAAGACGCUCUCCAUGUGCAAUGUCUGGGCUCAUUUGUGUACGUGUUCUUGGGGACCUUGACACCCAACGUCACCUUUGGAGGCUUGCUAGGUCAAGCCACUGACCAGUACAUGGGAGUUAUGGAGUGCAUCUUCGCCGCGGCGGUGACGGGAAUCCUGUUUGCUCUGUUCGGGGGACAGCCAUUGAACAUUUUGGGAAGCACCGGUCCGAUGUUGGUCUUGGAGGCCAUCAUUUACAAUCUUUGCAAGGACAACGAUUGGGACUUCAUGCCGAUGCGGUUUUGGGUCGGGAUGUGGACUGUCGGAUUCAUUCUCUUGAUUGUCAUCUUUAACCUGAGCGCAUUAGUGAAGUACAUCACACGAUUUACCGAGGAAAGCUUUGCGACGUUAAUCGCUGUGAUUUUCAUAGUGGAAGCCUUCAAAAAAGUUAUAGAGAUUGGAUCCGAUAGCCCUGUCAAUUUUCAUCCGAAUGACCCAUUGCCAAGUUGUGAGUGCAUACCACGUGACUGCAACACCACCGGACUAACCACUGCCGCAGCUGUUGCUACAACCGGGUUGUCAACAGCUCUUCCAUCCACCACCCCAGAAAUUGUCAACUACACAUGUGCUGACCUAACCAACAUGACCAUCAACUGGGCCUCACUCUCAAAUGAGACAUGCAUGAUGUUUGGUGGUCACAUGGCAGGACAUGGAUGUGAAGUUGAAUACGUUGCAGACGUUUUCUUCUUCUCCAUCCUCCUGUUCAUAGGAACCUUUGCACUCACACUGUCUCUUGUAGACUUCAAGAGAACCACCCUGUUCCCUACUGUUAUUCGUCAGAGAAUCGGGGACUUUGGGGUUCUCAUCGCUAUCAUCAUCAUGGUCCUCAUCGAUUUUCUAGUGGGCAUCAACACACCCAAAUUGAUCGUCCCCGAUGAGUUUAAGCCAACCCGCCGCGCCCAGUGGAUAGUAAACCCCUUCAGUGACCGCAAUCCAUGGUGGCUCUACCUGGCGGCAGGCGUUCCCGCGCUUCUUUCCACCAUCUUGAUUUUCUUGGAUCAGCAGAUCACAGCGGUUAUUGUCAAUAGAAAAGAAAAUAAAUUAAAGAAAGGAGUUGGAUACCAUCUAGACAUGUUUGUCGUGGCUAUUUGUGUUGGCAUCCACUCGCUCCUCGGACUCCCUUGGUAUGUUGCUGCAACAGUCUCUGCACUUGCGCACAUUAACAGUCUGAAGAAGGAGUCCGAGUGCACAGCCCCUGGUGACAAACCAUCUUUCUUGGGAGUCAGAGAACAAAGGGUUACCGCCCUUGGUAUCGGCGUUCUGAGUGGCUGUGCUGUUCUCAUCACAUCAGUGCUCAAGUAUAUUCCGAUGCCAGUUCUAUACGGAGUGUUUUUCUAUAUGGGAUUUUCAGCUCUCCGGGGAAUGCAGCUCGUUGAUCGUCUUUUCCUGUUCAUCCAACCCGUCAAAUACCAGCCUGAUCUUCCAUAUGUUCGCCAUGUUCCACUAUGGCGAAUCCAUAUUUUCACCAUUGUCCAGAUUGUCUGUCUAGUUAUUCUCUGGGUGGUGAAAACUAUCAAGGUCAUAUCAAUUGGAUUUCCCAUGAUGGUACUGGCGACAGGCGUUGUGAGAAAGGUAAUUGAAUGCUUUUUCACCCAAAAAGAGCUUCGCUGGUUGGAUGAUUUGCUGCCUGGUGCAGGAAAGAAAAAGGAGACGGACAAGGGCGUGGAAAGCAAAGUUCCGUACAAAUCAUUUUACUCCUCAACAUCAACAAACGGCAGUACACUGGACGUACAGGAAAAAGACGACACGAUCAAACCAAAGUUCUUCGUCUCUGAUGAGUGUGAUGCCAGCAUCAUGCAUCGCAAGAAUACCGGAACCGGAAACACAAGAUUGUGAUCCGGAUUUUUUUAAUGCAAGAAAUUAAGUAAAGCAUUGUGAUAGGUAUUUGUCAUUCCGUAAUUUUAUGAUACGGAUCCAAGUACAUAUGGAGGUAUGCAUAUAUUGAAAUUCCUAAGAUGGUGCAAUGUAUAUCACAUAUCCGUUUUUUAUAGUUUGAUUUAUUUGUAUAUAUUUAUAUAAAUGCCACCUUUCCAUUGGAUUAGGCAUCCAUUUUUUUUAUCGUUUGUGAUAAAUCAAGUUUUAAAUGAUUCGGAAUUGGUGAUAUAUCGAUAUGUCUAGUUUGAAAUAGACGUAAUAUACCUAUAUCAUUGUAAUUUAGCAUACCAUAACCAGGAGGUUAUGAGUUCGAGACCCACUCGUGCCAUGACCGCGUCAAUCCUAAGACGUAAACAUAGGUAGUGAUUGCUCCUUCGCCAAACGCUCCGUAUUUAGAAGGGAGAAUCACGGGUCUUUCGGAUGUGACGAUUGUAAAUUUGGUCCCGCGUGGCGACAGGCGUUGGCAAGUUAAAGAAUCUCCAAUGCUAUGGCCCUGAGCGCUAAGCAUUGCUCUAAAUUUGUGUUAUUUCACCUACAACUGGUGACGUCUCAAUAUGAGUGAAAAUUCUCAAGGGAACAUAAGAUAGUCCUUUCAUUAUUUAGAUAUUUUUUUGUUACUUAUAUACAUGUAUUGAAACAUUGUAAAUAGUGCUUUUAUCCAGAAUUAUAGAAUUACUUUUAUAAUGUCGGAAGUCGUCGAGUUUUAACGAUGUUUUAAAACUGUGGUCAACAAAGCACCAUACAAGUCCUUCGACUCGUCAUGAUCUAAAACUCUAAAAGUAGGAGUUACUAGGACAUUCAUGACAAAUAUUACACAAGCAAGCCAAAGUUCUUCGUCUCUGACGAAUGUGAUGCCAGCAUUGUGCAUCGCAAGAGUACCGGAACCGGAAACGCAAGAUUGUGACCCGGAAAUACAUACACUAUUUUUAUUACUGGGGAAUAUUUUUUAUCAAAAAGUGCAAGAUAUAUUGUGAGGCAAUGUGAUAUGUAUUUCUGUCAUUCCAUAUUUUUAAAAUAAUGUAACAAAUCACGCACGGAGGAAUCCAAGCUUCGGAAACCUUUAGUCUGCACAAUGUUUAUCACUUUUGUUUUAUUGUUUGAUUUAUUUGUAUAUACUUUUAUAUUUAACACCCUUUUCAUUGAACCAUGCAUAGUUUUAUUUUUCUGUUGCGAUCAAUUAAAUUUUAGCAUUGUGUUCACAUCAAAAUCGAUGAUAUAUCUAAUUUGAAAUACAAUUCUAUCAUAUACACUUUCUAUUACCGGUAUAACCUAGCGUACAUUUCAUAAUUUCAUCAUUUAGAUUUUCUUUCAAACUACAUGUAAUAUUAAAAAAAAACUCAUUGCAAUUGAGGCUCCAUCCAAAAGUCGAGAACGAUGUUUUAAAAAUAUCAACAUCCGUGGAGUUUUAGCGGUUUUUCUUUAAGUCGGUAAAGUAACACAUAAAAUUAUACUCCUCAUAUCUACAAACGGAAGUUGGUUUUUUUUUUUUUUUUUAUAUAUUCAAGACAAAUAUGACACUAUGAAGCCAAAGUUCUUAGUCCCUGACAAAUGUGAUGUCAGCAUCACGCGCCACAUAAUAGGGAUCUAGAAAUACUAUUUUUCAAACCAUUUUGAAAUGUAAUUUGUACUUUUAUAUUUUCUAUGUAAUCAAGGAAGUUGUAGCAUUCUUUGCAUAUGACUAAUGAUGAUAUAUCAGUCUUGUUUGGAGUAUACGUUGUUGUAUUAGCUAGUAUACAUUUCAUUCUUUAGAUUUUCCGUUUUUCAAAUGCAAGAAAAAUUGCAAAUGGUGCUCAAUCUAGUUUUUUUUUUCUCUGUACAAGGACAUGGAAGUGAUUUGGAAUUACACCCCAUUUUCUGAAACUACAUUUUUCUGUACACAGAUGAACAACACUGCAAUUGUUACGCAGGUUUAGAAUUCUAUUUUAAAGUAUAUUGUCUUUUAUUUUUACUUACAUGUGCUAUUACACGUUAAUAUCUGAUUUUUAUUGCUUCCGUUAAUUAAAAAUUCAAGGAUUAAAUAAAUUGAUUUUUGAGAAUUAG
This is a messenger RNA of Ostrea edulis (European flat oyster), 5474 nucleotides long. Its product is annotated as electroneutral sodium bicarbonate exchanger 1-like. The record is from RefSeq and is a predicted model, not a curated record. Gene Ontology annotation, cellular component: plasma membrane. Bases 195 to 3395 code for a protein of 1066 amino acids. Gene Ontology annotation, biological process: monoatomic anion transport; bicarbonate transport; transmembrane transport. The transcript has 20 exons. Lineage: Eukaryota; Metazoa; Mollusca; Bivalvia; Ostreida; Ostreidae. Gene Ontology annotation, molecular function: sodium:bicarbonate symporter activity; monoatomic anion transmembrane transporter activity; solute:inorganic anion antiporter activity.